AUGGCGCCAAAACUACUGCUCAUUUCCCUUGUUGUGAUCCUCUGUCUUUCUUCAACAUGCACUGCUUCGACCUACCUGGUCGGGGGCACCUCCGGUUGGGAUAUCAGCACUAAUCUUGAUUCAUGGACGACGGAUAAACAGUUCAAUGUGGGCGAUGUUCUUGUUUUUCUGUAUUCAUCGACGCAUAGUGUUUGGAAGGUAAACAAAGAAAAGUACCAGUCGUGCAGUAGGAAAAAUGUAGAGGAAUCAAGUGGCAAGGGGAAUACAUCGUUUACUCUGACAGAGCCGGGAGAGACCUACUUUAUUUGCGGUAACAAGUUACAUUGUCUGGGAGGAAUGAAAAUUCAGGUGACUGCUUUAGGAGAAGCUCCAACACAAUCUCCAGCAGCAGCUCCGAUGAUGAGUGCUCAGGCCCCGGAGUCUGGUGGAGGAGUGUCGAGUCUUCCUCGGCCACUGUCGAAGAAUAUUAAUAAACCUGGGAAUGUUGUUCCUAGUUCAGCAGCCAUGUUUAAUCAUUUUACGAUAUCAGAGUACUUGUCCAUUGGCUUGUUUGGUUUUCUGCAUAGUGGCUCUACUGUGCUCUCCAGUCCCACCUCGGCUAUAUUCCUACUACUCACUGAACGACCAAGAAUUCCUGGAUUAUACUAUGUCAUUGAGGUAGAUGGAGAGAAGCGGGAUCUACCUGCCUACCUCCCUUAA
This is a messenger RNA of Daucus carota subsp. sativus, 699 nucleotides long. Its product is annotated as blue copper protein-like. The transcript has 3 exons. Lineage: Eukaryota; Viridiplantae; Streptophyta; Magnoliopsida; Apiales; Apiaceae. Gene Ontology annotation, molecular function: electron transfer activity. Gene Ontology annotation, cellular component: plasma membrane. Bases 1 to 699 code for a protein of 232 amino acids. The record is from RefSeq and is a predicted model, not a curated record.